Molecule: messenger RNA, 1050 nt
Organism: Penicilliopsis zonata CBS 506.65
Lineage: Eukaryota; Fungi; Ascomycota; Eurotiomycetes; Eurotiales; Aspergillaceae
Exons: 1
Coding region: 1-1050 (349 amino acids)
Source: RefSeq, a predicted model, not a curated record
AUGUGGCUCUCUCUAGGCUUCGUCUCUCUCCUCUUGUCGGUUGUCGGCCUCCCCCAGGCCUCCUGUCGCCCCCAGGCCUCAUGUCAACCGUCUCUCCCCCUGCCUGUGCGCGAGGUAUACAAGUUCCCUACCUUUCCCACCUACCUGGAGGGCAUCUAUGCCCGCGCCAACGGGGAUCUCCUGGCUGUGACGGCCUUCCCGGAUGCCUUUGUCUACUAUCUCACGGGGGUGGACACCGACAGCCCGACAGUCACCCUCCUCCAGCACUUCACCGAGAUCAACACGCUGACCAGCAUCAUCGAGACCUCGCCCGACGUCUUCACCAUCUUAGGCGGUAAUACCUCGGCCUACGCGACCGCUGUACCGGGCACCUUUGGCGUCUGGGAGCUGGACCUGCGCUCGCCACACCACCCGGCGCAGGCGCGGGAGAUGGUGCGUCUGUCAUCGGGCGGGUUCAUGACCAGCAUGGACAUGAUCUCGCCGACAAACGUGCUGGUGGCAGACGCCUCUAUGGGACUCGUCUGGCAGGUUGACCUGCAAUCCAAGACGUACGAGCUCGCUUUGCAGGAUCCCCUCAUGGACUCCCCGAGCUGGGCUCCGGCGCCCGUCGGCAUCAGCAACAUCAAACUGCACCACGGCUAUCUGUACUGGAGCAACGCCUUUGCGGCCACCUUCUCGCGCAUCCCCGUCACCGUCGACGGCUUCGCUGCCCCGGGGGCGCGCGGCGAGCUGAUCACCACGGUGCGCUCGAUCUUCCUCGACAAGUUCGCCUUUGGCGGCGGCGGCGGCGGCACGGCAGACACGGUCUGGGCGAUGACCAACGCCGACAGUCGUGUGGUGGCCAUCCGGCCGGACGGCGAGUAUCUCACUGUCGCAGGCCAGUCGGACCAGAUGACGGUUGCCGGGGGGGUUACGGGGGUGUUUGGGCGGGUGCCAGGCGAUACACACACUUUCUAUGUGGCCACGGGGGGGGGCUUCAAUUUUCCCAUCAAUGGGUCAAUCGUGGAGCCAGGGAAGAUUGUUGCAAUAGAUACUUCUGGAUUCUGUUAA